Messenger RNA from Acyrthosiphon pisum (pea aphid), 1722 nucleotides. RefSeq lists its product as uncharacterized. The transcript is spliced from 8 exons. The record is from RefSeq and is a predicted model, not a curated record. Bases 442 to 1605 code for a protein of 387 amino acids. Lineage: Eukaryota; Metazoa; Arthropoda; Insecta; Hemiptera; Aphididae.
CACAUGCGCACAUCGAUCGCUGGAUUCUGAGACUCGUCGCUAACCGCUAGUGUUGGCAACAAGAUUAUACGCCGCUACAUCGAUAGUUUACGAUCGAAGGCCUCCCCUCCGGUUUUUUAAAUAAAAUCAUGUACAGGAUUUUUUUUUUUCUAGUAUUGAACCGACGACACCGCGGGGUCUGUUUUCGCAUGCGCGGUAACUACCCGGGACCUGGGUAUCGAUUUCAAUAUUGCGCGGCCUGCGUACGGCGACGGGUCGGUGUGCGCCAGUGUACACUCGGCCGUACGGUGUACGCUUUGUCUCUGCGCUUCGUCCGUACGCGGGCACACGAGUAAUAUUCACACACAAUAUUCUUCAUCCGCGAGACGUUGGCCACUGUCCACGACCUGUGGCCGAGCAGCAGGUUUCAGGGAGUCUUGCCGGUGCUGUGAAGGUCCACUGAUGGCGUCUGGUAACAGUGGUGUUGCGCACGACACCGGAGAAGCGAUGGAUGUUCAACCGCAGCACGAAGAGAAACCGACAUCGUCGUCAAUGUCCAUCAGCACCGCAGAGCCAAUGGAAAUUACCGACACAACAAUUGAUUCAGAUGUCAAUGAAAAAACUAAAAAUACACCAACAACUUUGGACAGAUUUCCUAAGUAUGUGGAUUGUUAUGAAACAUUGGUGGAACUGGCUUAUUUUAAAUGGAUAACUGGUUUUCGGUUGGAAUGCCGUAAGAUUUCACGUUUUGUUAAGACAGAACUUUUUUUUGGGUUAUUCUAUUUGUUUUGUAAGAUUAUACCACAAGAUGUUAGGGGAUGCAGAAAUAAAAUUAAUAAAUCAUCUCUUGUGAAAUCUUAUCUAGAACAAUCUAUGUUGUUUUUUCGAGGAUACUAUAAAACCAUAAAAAAAGAUAAAGGGGAUACUUUGGAUGUUAUAUAUUAUGACGGAAUGAGUUCAAUGGUGGCCUAUUACAUAGAUUUGGAUUUAAUGUCAAAUCAACGUUUUAAAGAAAACCCAUCUCACAUAAAAAUUUCAAGUAAAAUAAAUACAAUGUUAUUUGGUUUUUUAGAUCAGAAAAUUGAAUACAUAUUUGAUUCGGUAUUUCAAUUAUUUUAUUUAUUUAAUGUUAAAUGUAUGCCUAAUGUAGAAUCAAUAAUGCUUCCAGUUUGUAGAAAGUUACUAUCUAAUCAUCCAAUGCCCAGAAAAAUAAAUUUUCUAACUUACAUGAGAUACAUUUUAUGUUUUAAAUUGUGGAAAAGAUUAAUUAACAACUCAUCGAGUAUGGGCGAGUCUGUUAAAAGAAACAAACUGGAGAUUUUAACAAAAUAUUUAGAACAAUUGAAUGUUCCAAAUGAUUUUAUGAGUCAAUAUGAGAAAUAUAAUUGGCCUAACUGGCCUACCUUCCCUAAAUCAAUAAUGUAUUCAAAUAAAAAGCAACAUUCAUCACAGAUAGAUUUAAAAAAAAUUAGUCUUUUUUUAUAUGAUGAAAAUUUUCCAAUCAAGAAGUGCUACAAGGAUAUAUUGAAUGCUGCUCCAGAAAAAGAUAUUCAAAUGAAACCAAUUUUAGAACAGUGUACUAUCUUACGACCAGAUUUAUUUGCGAUUUCGAAAAAGAACUUUUGAAAAUUGGGUAAGAAAUUAUUUUUUUAUUAUAGCUUUUAUAAUGUUGCUUAAAUCAGAGGUCUCCAACCUUUUUCUAUGGUGGGCCAAAUUUGAGAUACACUUUGGCAUUGCGGUCCA